AGUCUACUAUUUGUAGUUUAUUUUUUUAGUUUUUCCCCCGCGAAAAUGAUGCUAUCGGCGUCUCCGACGACUUUAGCGAAAAGUUCGCUCGAAGAAAUGUUAGAGAAUCUCCGGCAGCGAGAUGAGGAGGAGAAGCCUAAAGACUUACCGCCGACUUUACCAUCGCGGCCAACAUCCAAGGCCAGACUUCCCUCGGCCCGCCGGUCCCUUCCGACGAACUUCAAAGUCGUUAUCAGCGGCGAAAACGGAACCGGCGGCGGCUUAAGUGAAGUGGAACGGAUAGAGGAAACUGAAAGAAAUGAAGAGGAUGGUUUUGGGAACAAAAAAUUGAGGAAAGAUGUGAAUAUGGGUUCACCUUAUUAUUUAGUACAACAGAAGAAAGGGGAAGAUAAGGUUUCUGAUGCCAAAGAUGAGGUGAAGGAAAUUGGGAAAGGGAAGACGAACUGGAAGGUGAAUGAUACUAUUGAGUAUUUCACUAAUAAAAAACUUCGUGUUUGGUGCCGGCAACCGAAAGGGGUCUGGGAGCCUGGAGCUAUACAAUCUACAUCAGGAGAGGAAUCAUUUGUCUCUCUUUCUAAUGGAAAUGUUGUAAAAGUAUCAGCCAACGACCUCUUACCUGCAAACCCGGAUAUUUUGGAGGGUGUGAAUGAUCUAAUACAGCUUGUUUAUUUGAAUGAGCCAUCAGUUCUUCACAAUCUUAAGUAUAGAUAUUAUCGCAAUAUGAUAUAUAGUAAAGCAGGUCCAGUUUUGGUUGCAGUCAACCCGUACAAAGACAUCCCAAUUUAUGGAAAAGAUUUUGCCACCAGUUAUAAAGAGAAAGCUACAGACAGCCCUCAUGUUUUUGCUGUAGCAGACACUGCUUAUAAUGAGAUGAUGAAUGGUCGAGUCAAUCAGUCUAUAAUCAUAAGUGGAGAAAGUGGAGCUGGGAAGACUGAGACAGCAAAAUUUACAAUGCAGUACCUAGCUGCCCUAGGAGGUGGCAAUGGCGUGAUAGAGUCUAAAAUCCUUGACACGCAUUUUAUACUUGAAGCAUUUGGUAAUGCAAAGACAUCUAGGAAUGACAAUUCUACCCGAUUUGGCAAAAUUUCUGAAAUUCAUUUUACCGAGCCGGGGAAGAUAUAUGGUGCCGGCAUCCAAACUUUUCUUCUGGAAAAGUCGAGAGUAGUUCAGGUGGCUGCUGGUGAACGGUCUUACCAUAUCUUUUAUCAACUUUGUGCUGGUGCUCCACCUGCUCUAAGGGAAAGAUUGAAUCUUAAAACGGCAAACGAGUACAACUAUCUUAUCCAGAGUGACAACUUGGUGAUCAAUGGUGUUGAUGAUGCUGAGAAGUUCUGUAAGCUUGUGGAAGCCUUGGACGUUGCUCAAAUUUGCAAAGAACAGCAAGAGCAAGCAUUUGCAAUGCUUGCUGCAGUAUUAUGGCUGGGAAAUAUAUCAUUUCAAUUAAUUGACAAUGAACAUUAUGUGGAGGCAGUAGCCAGCGAAGCUUUAACCAGUGCUGCCAUGUUGAUGGGUUGUGCACCUCAUGAGUUGAUGCAAGCUUUAUCUACCCAUAGAAUCCGAGCUGCCGAGGAUAAUAUUGCUAAGAAAUCGACAUUGCAACAGGCAAUUGACACAAGAGAUGCAUUAGCAAAAUUUAUCUAUGCAAGCUUGUUUGACUGGCUCGUGGAGCAAAUCAACAAGUCUCUUGAAGGUGGUAAAAGAUGUGUAGACAGGUCCAUAAGCAUCCUUGAUAUUUAUGGGUUUGAGUCAUUUAAGAAGAAUAGCUUUGAACAGUUUUGUAUAAAUUAUACAAACGAGAGGUUGCAACAACAUUUCAACAGGCACCUAUUUAAGCUUGAGCAAGAGGUGUAUGAGUUGGAUGGGAUCGAUUGGACCAAAGUUGAUUUUGAAGACAACCAAGAGUGCUUGGACUUAUUUGAGAAGAAACCAUUGGGAAUACUUUCUUUGCUGGAUGAGGAAUCAAAUUUCCCCAAUGCAACUGAUUUUACCCUUGCUAGUAAGUUGAAACAACACCUGCAUUCUAAUUCUUACUUCAAAGGAGACAGAGGCAGGGCCUUUGGCAUUCGACAUUUUGCAGGAGAGGUACUGUAUGAUACUAAUGGCUUUCUGGAAAAGAACCGAGAUCCCCUGUACUCGGGGUUGGCCCAGCUUCUAUCAUCUUGUAGUGGCCAAUUGCCACAAACAUUUGCCAAAAAAAUGCUUGAUCAAUCUAUGAAACCUGCAAUUUCAUCAAACGCACCAAAGCAAACUGUUAGCAUGAAGUUCAAGAGCCAACUCUUUGAACUAAUGCACCAGUUGGAGAAUACAACACCUCACUUUAUUCUCUGCAUAAAGCCAAACUGCAAGCAGGUCCCCGACACUUUUGAAGAUGAUCUUGUCCUGAAGCAACUUAGAUAUUGUGGAGUCUUAGAGGUUGUUAAAAUCUCAAGAUCAGGAUAUCCUACUCGAAUUACUCAUCAAGAGUUUGCAGAAAGGUACGGGUUCCUACUGUUGGAGACUAAUGCAUCUCAUGACCCAUUAAGUAUUUCAGUUGCUGUUCUAAAACAAUUUAAUGUCCUCCCUGAUAUAUAUCAAAUUGGCUAUACCAAACUGUUUCUUCGAGCUGGACAGAUUGGUGUAUUGGAGGAUAGGAGAAAACAGGUGUUGCAAGGAGUAAUAGGGGUUCAAAAAUACUUCCGUGGUCACCGAGCUCGUUGCCUUUUCCAUGAGCUCAACAAAGGAGCAGAAAAUAUACAAUCAUUUGUCUGUGGUCAAAGUAUCCGAAGGAAGUAUGCUAUUGAGGCACAUAGGUGCUCAGCAUUUGCUUCUCAGUUACUAGAUGAGCAGUUGACAUCAGUCAUAUAUUUACAAUCUGUAAUCCGUGGGUGGUUGGCCAGGAGAAAUUUCAAUAACAUACAUAAUUCGGAACAGUUGAACUGUGAAAGCGUAAAAUCUAGACGAAAGACUGGUAGGAAGCUUUCUGAGGCAAAGGUAUUCCCCACGGUUGACAUGGAAAUACCACACGAGCAACAGAUUCAAGUCGUACCUUCUGCAAUGGCAGAACUUCAAAGAAGGGUACUCAAGGCAGAAGCAACUUUGGGGCAAAAAGAACAGGAAAACGUCACUUUACGUGAGCAAUUACAACAAUAUGAAGCAAAGUGCUUGGAUUUCGAGGCAAAGAUGAAGUCAAUGGAGGACAUGUGGCAAAAGCAAUUGGCGUCACAACAGACAAGUCUUGCUGCAGCCAGAAAGAGUCUUGCUGCUGAUAGUGCUGCUGGUCAGCUAGGAAGGGCUGGUGUGGUAUCGCCUCGUCAUUAUGAUUCUGAAGAUGUGUCCAUGGGAUCUCGAACUCCUGGUGUGGAUACACCUCUUUGGGGAAGAGAGAAUGAUUCGUCGAAUGCAGUGGGAAAUCUGCUAAAAGAGUUUGAUCAGAAGAAACAAGCUUUUGAUAAUGAUGCAAAAUCUUUGGAUGAAACCAGAACGGCACAGCUAGCUUCUUAUGUGAAUCCCGAAGAUGAGCUUCAAAGAUUGAAACGCAUAUUCGAGACAUGGAAGAGAGAUUUCAAGAUGAGAUUGAAGACAACAAAGGCAAAACUACAUAAGCGUGGGUGUCAAGAAUCAGACAAAACUCGAAGAAAAUGGUGGGAGAAACUUAGUUCAAGAUCGUGAUUGAGUCCCACCUUGAAACGAUCAUCUCGAUUGAUCAGAGAAUUGUUGCCUAAAUUUUCGUCUACAAAUAUAAAUGUCUGUCCUCCAUGGCCGGUGAGGGAGCAUUGUGCUUGUAUAUCUUACCAAUUUUUGUUACUCGUUGGGAGGAAUCAUCGUGUGCAUAGACAAAAUAGGAAUUCGCCGCAUCUGAGACCGCUGUCUUCUUCUAGUAGUUCGGUUUAGUUUAUGUAUAUUCAGUUGUCAGUUAUAUAAGCUUCGACUUUGUAGUUUUCUGUAUACAGAUGAAAUGGUAAUUGUUCAUAUGCUUUCCCC
Messenger RNA from Hibiscus syriacus, 3960 nucleotides. Its product is annotated as myosin-2-like. The coding region runs from base 46 to 3648 and encodes 1200 amino acids. The record is from RefSeq and is a predicted model, not a curated record. Gene Ontology annotation, biological process: vesicle transport along actin filament; actin filament organization. Gene Ontology annotation, molecular function: actin filament binding; microfilament motor activity; ATP binding. Lineage: Eukaryota; Viridiplantae; Streptophyta; Magnoliopsida; Malvales; Malvaceae. The transcript has 27 exons. Gene Ontology annotation, cellular component: cytoplasm; vesicle; myosin complex.